ACACACACUUCCCCAUCUCAGGCUCACUGCUACUUACUCCUCCUCCUCCUCAUCGUCCUCCUUCUCAUCAUCACUCCUUCCUUGACCGCUUCGUUGUCUACCUUACUGCGCAGCACUUGCAUCUUUCGCUCGCAUCUACCGUUAUUGCUUUCGACCUCGCCGGCCGCAGACGACAAUCCAGCAGAGCGCCUUCGUCGCUGUUCGCCCCUAAUCUCCAUCCAUCCAGUCCGUCGCCGCACCCACCCACGCACGCACGCACGCGCCUUCGCACCGCACCGCACGUACACACCCAUUUCGACCUGGUGACGAUCACGCCUGCCACUGGUCACCACCUACACAGGUCGUCCCACCCUCGGUAUACCACUCGACGACGCGAGCGUCUGCCUUUCUGCGCUGCUUCAUCAACCACACUUGCAUCCCGACCCGACGACCAAUCGACGUCAGGACGACAAGACAACAAAGAACCUCUCGGACUCACUUCAUCUUUCGGCGGCAAUCUACGACAAAGACUCUGCAUUGUCGCGGCAGCUGGCACUGGCAUCUCGAAAGAACGCUAUUUCUUUGUAAUCUCAUAAUUUGUACCUCACAACGACCCCGUGGCCUUUGAUACAGAGCGACCUAAUCUUGGGACUUCGACGGCACGACGGCAAACCUUCCAGCAAUUGUCUAAUCAUCUGUCAUCAAAAGCGCUUCUGCUCGGUUCGCUGCAACUUUCAUCACCGACGACCCACAGCUCUACCAUCCACACCUACCCACACCCACACCUACCCACCCACGCACACUCACACACCAACGGCCUUUAACGACUUUCGACUUUCUACGCACGUACGCACUACAGGACUUUUCCCAUCUGCACAAUGAGCAUUGGCACAGGCGGCAUUGCUCAAAUGACUUACAAUAACAACAACAACAACGGCUUCCCUGCCAGCGGUCUUGGCCUUCCCGGUUCCGGCUUCAGUGGUGCUCGGGGCCAGCGCCAGAACACCAAGCGGUUGAGCGUAGCACUCCCGCCCAGGGUUGCCCCCAUCAGUGAGAACUCGAUCGAUAGUCCAACUCCACGCACCAGCCGCUCUCACCUGCUCGCAGGUCUUCGCACUCAGCCCAAGACCCAUGCCGUCCCAGCUUCCGCUCCUUACCAUCAGACUCAGCAUUCCAUGUCGGGCGCCAACUCUGCUCAGUGGGCAGACCAGAGCUACAAUGGAUAUGGCCAGCAAAUGCCAGCGACUGCUUCUGCAACCGGCUUUGACGCGUCGUCUCAGUACGCCAAGACUGCUGGUCGUCAGAUGUAUUCUCUCCCGGAGCAAGUCUUGGCUCCGCCCACCAUGUACGAGCAGGAAGAUGUCGACCCUGACGUCCUCCAACAGAUGCAGAUGCACAGUCUGUAUCUGGCUCAGCGCCAGCAGCAGUUGCAGCAGCAACUUGCCAACAUCACGGCUGCCACUCAGGGCAUGUCCUUGAACGGCAUGGGUUCUUUCCACCAGGCUCACAUGACUCCUCAGCAGCAGCAGCAGCAAGCCUACUACGCUCAGCAACAGCAACAACAGCAGCAGCUUCAGCAGCUUCAGCAACAGAUGCAGCAGCAGCAACAGAUGCAGUCUCCCAUCGAGGUACCAGGUCAACCUGGCGUCUACCUCGUCUACAACCCAGCCAUUCAAGGCUACUCAUACGUGGUCGACCAGUCUGUACAACAGCAAGCUCAAACACAAGCUCAGCAAGCUCAACAGGUGUCUCCCAUUCAGCAGGCCCAGAACAACCACCAGCUCUCUCACGCACGGUACGAGUCGCCCAUGCAAGGCUUCCAUGCCACCCCACCGGCCACCGAGCGUUCGUCGCCCGCCAAUGGUCGGUCCUUCACGCCUCCCAAGAAGGCACCGUCGCCACCCUCGAUCCUGGACCAUGUCGAGCCCCUACCACCGCCGUCUGCGACAGCUUUCCGACGCGGUCAUAAGAAGGCUUCUUCUUUGGCAAUUUCUGCAUCUGGCAACGUGAAUGAAGGUCCCAAGACUGCCAGUGCCGCAACUUUCGGCUCUCAGCGCAGUGCUUACCCACCAACGCCGAUGACUGGCACAUUUGGUCCUGGUGCUGCACGCGCGGGCGAGCACCCCAUUCGACAGCCACGCGGCCCACCUGCCAUUGAAGAGUUGGCUGCUGCUCCCACCAGCAAGCACGAAGGAAGCAAGAACUUUGCAACCCGUCAGCGUCGUCGCGCUCUUGACAGCCUGAUGAAGGCGGGACACGAGCGUCGUGCGGUGUCACGAUCAUCUGGAGGAAGCCCAGUCAGCGAGUCUGACUUUGACUUUGACCAGACCGACGAUGGCUCUCGUGGUAGCCGAAAGAUGUCUCCGAUCGGCUCUGAGAUGCAACAGAAACGUGGUAGCCAGCACUCGUCAGACGGCUACUUUGGCUUGAGUUCCGCUUCGAGCAGCGAGGGUGAAGAUGCCGGCGCGUUCAAGCAACCCCCCACUCCGGCCACGCCAGUCGAUGGCGGCAAUCGUAAGAAGAUGAUGUUUGGUGUUCUCAACGCUGCGGAGAAGCGCAAGAGCCACUUUGUUUGAGUACGGAAUGAUGGUCGGUGCUGCUACCGACUAUUGGAUGCGACGGAGUUUAUGCUUACGACUGUUGGAUUGGCUAUGUAGAGGGACAUUUGGAGAGGAUGAACGAUCGAAUUUCCGGUGCAGAUCUCCAGCACGCUUCGCUGUGCGCUUGCGUGGCUGAGAGACUGCCUUGUGCAUAUCAACCAAACAUUACUGGGUGAGCAUAUGAGUAUGCUCCUAACGACCGAUUACGAUACUCGAGAUCAUCCACACACACACAUAUACACACGCACACACAAACACACACGCACACACACCCACACACUCGUUUUGCAAGGGGAUGGAACGGAUGGCGCUUUUGCUUCGAUGCUUGCUUGUCUCCCUGCGUCCUUGCCUGUGAAAGGUUUUUAGAUGGCGCCACGGGUGGCUUGCAACAACUAGUUGUUCGAUUCUUUCGACAUCAUGCCACGUGAAGAGCAGGCAGGUGGCGAUGGGGAUAUGGGAAGGAUAUAGCUACUGGACAGUAGCUGAGCUUUAGCAUAACAGCAAAAUGGAAUGAAA
Sphaerulina musiva SO2202 is the source of this 3095-nucleotide messenger RNA. RefSeq lists its product as uncharacterized. The record is from RefSeq and is a predicted model, not a curated record. NCBI's taxonomy places the organism in Eukaryota, Fungi, Ascomycota, Dothideomycetes, Mycosphaerellales, Mycosphaerellaceae. The transcript has a single exon. The coding region runs from base 858 to 2555 and encodes 565 amino acids.